CACGCCAUAGACUCAAAGCAUCGUAACGCAUUAAAUAGGUAUCUCACGGAGAGCGCACGUAUUGUGCUUUGCGAAACUUCAUCGGGCCGCGGCCCUUGCUUUCCCCCGCUCACUGCGACCUCGCGUUUCACAUACCACUGUACAAGAUGUGUGCUUGUAUGACUAAGGAAGCUCUUCUAGAGGUUUGCAAACAAAAUGGACUCUACCGCACGGCCUCGCUGAACGACAAGCUCUAUUGCAACUUCAAGGGGUUCUCACAGAUUGCCUGUCUUGAGGACUACGUCAACUUGAAGGCGCUCUUCCUAGAAGGGAAUGUGCUGGAGACGCUGGAGGGGCUGCCACCACUGGCGGACCUGAAGUGCCUGUACGUGCAGCAGAACUGCAUCUGGAAAAUCAGUGGCCUGGAGGCCGUGCCCGGCCUCGACACGCUCAAUAUCAGCAACAACCAGCUCACCAAGCUGGAGGGGCUCGCGUGCUGCCCGGCGCUGCGAACGCUCAUCGCCACGCACAACCACCUGGUCACGCUGGACUCCGUGGCCCACUUGGCCGAGUGUAAGGCGCUGCAGACUCUGGACCUGCAGAACAACGAGCUGGAGGACCCCGGCAUUGUGGACAUCCUGAAGCAGAUCCCGGACCUGCGCUGCCUGUACCUCAAGGGCAACCCGGUGGUGUCCAACAUCAAGAACUACCGCAAGGUGCUGGUGACCUCCAUCCCCAGCCUCACCUACCUGGACGACCGGCCCGUGUUCGACAACGAGCGCAAGAUCGCGCAGGCCUGGCUGGAGGGCGGCCUGGAGGGCGAGCGGGCCAUGCGCAACCAGCUCAAGGAGGAGGAGGAGGAGCGCAGCCGCAAGAACCACGAGUUCAUGAUGCAGAUGCGGGCAGCGGGCUGGCGCGAGCGGCGCAAACGCAUGGGCCUGCCGGACGGCGACACGGACCCGGCGCUGGACGACAUGAGCGACGGCGAGUACGAGUUCGAUGAGGAGCCGGAGGAGCUGGUGGAGGCGCGGCAGCGGCUGGCGGCGUACACGGCGCGGCCCGGGGAGGAGGAGCCGGCAGAGCUGGCAAGCGCUCGGCAGGGCCUGGCGCGGGACGGCAAGCCCAUCCAGGAGGGCGCCUGGGGCAGCGGCGCGGCGGCGGAGUCGGACUCGGCCAUUUACUUGCAGUCGGUCAAGGCGGCGCAGGCGGAGCUGGACGUGGUGCGGCAGCAACAGCCGCGGCAGCUGCCCACGGCGCAGGUGCUUAUCGAGGAGCUGGAUGAGCCGUGCGGGGGGAAGGCGCCGGCAGCGGACGAGGGCUCGACGCCGCCGGCGCUUUCGCCGAUGACCAGCCCGUCGGGGUCGGAGGGCCAGGGCGGGGAGGGCGUGGCGGCGGCGAAGAAGGGCGCGGCAAGCGGUGCUGCUGAGGGGAUAUCGGCCGCGGUCGACAUCAACGACCUGGAUUAGGCCAUGGGCUAUACGGUGGGGUUUGGGGCUGCGGACUGAGGUGCGUUAGCUAUCAGGGGCUGGGCUCCAGGACGUCAAAGUGCGAAGAAUGGCUUGCAUGAGCGUGCAGCGAGCGAUGUCGGGGCGCGGACUGAAUUUAGGCUGUAUUGUGUGGCCUUGACUGACAUCCGGACAUGGGCCUCAAAUGGCUAGGCAUAGCUUAAUGCUAGUGUUGUGUAGGACAACAUUCAGAUACGGUCCCGACAGUGUGCCCAGGUGGCCUGGGGUAUUUACAUUCAUCGUAUAAUAGCAUGUGAGCUUGGAUGUCUGUUGCACGGCAGAAGCCGGUUCAAUAUUCGGUUAAUGAGUGCGUGCGAUGUAAGCCGUAGGCGCGUA
Molecule: messenger RNA, 1820 nt
Organism: Chlamydomonas reinhardtii
Lineage: Eukaryota; Viridiplantae; Chlorophyta; Chlorophyceae; Chlamydomonadales; Chlamydomonadaceae
Exons: 5
Coding region: 147-1445 (432 amino acids)
Molecular function (GO): protein binding
Source: RefSeq, a predicted model, not a curated record